AUGACCAACCUCCUCGAUCUUCCUGUUGAGAUCUUCCAGAUGAUCACUCACGAGCUAGUCAAAAGCGCGAUCAACAACGUCAAAGGUCUUUCCCGGCGCUUUGAGAUCGAUAGUGUCUGGAGACUGCGAGAUGUUUGCCGUACCUUCGCUGCAGAGAUCGAGCGUAACGUCUUCUCCCAGCAGCCAAAAGAGAUCUACUUUAACGUAUACUCCGUUCAACGUCUUGCACUCAAGCGUCUGCCUCGUUACAUGAUGCAAGUAAAGCGCAUACCGGGGAACAUCAACGAAGACUUCCAUGGACGACUACAGCGCAUGACCAACUACAUUCUGCAAGAGCUUGACAUAGAAGAUGAGAAGCAACGCACAGGUAUCAUCGAACGAUUCUAUCUGAGCUUAGGCAAGAUCGUCGACGCGUCCAAAUUGAGUCACGCCUUGUGGUGCGAUUGCGGUCCCUCCUGCCAUUACGUCACCCAGAACCAGAACAGUACCGAGUUAUCUGUCCAAGAUAGGCUUUACACAUCUCUAAUGGUCGGAGCGCAUGAUGUUCUUGCUAGUGUUCUCACAGAACUCAGUGGUAUGGAGAAAGAUGCGCUCUUUGAUGUGGAACCUUUCCGGAUCGCACGAGAUCUAGGUGACACGGAGUCGAUUGACGUUAUUGUCCGUUAUCUCGAAACACGGUCGUCAUCAGUGCAAGCUGCUCUUACAUCUGAGGACGCCAUGUUUCCCAUACAUAGCACUAUCAGCAUCGCGCUGGCUACCGACAGCGGUACAAUCGCUCAAACUCUGCUCGACUACCACAAGAAGAAUCUACGCUCCCCCACGAGGCACGCCUACAACUAUUGGGUCUCUCGCGCUGUUCAUGCGAGUACGACCAAAUAUUUGCACAAUCUAACGGCCGUCUUGGAUUUCCACCCUGAGGGCAGGAGACGUGUCUUGCGCGAAACGAUGCUCUCCAUAUGCGCCGGAGGCAGCUCUGAAGAUGUUCAGGAAGCCCUCAAGCGGGUUGAAGAUGUGGACAAGGGAACAGCGUUGAACGCUCCCAUCUUCAUCGCUGUUCGAUCCGGUCGCGUUGCCGCUGUACAGGGCUGCAUCCAGGCAGGUGUUAAUGUGGACCUCGCCGUACGUUCAAACAUCCCGACACUUCACAAAGACACUAUCACGCCCCUCGACGUCGCUAUGAAUAGGAACGAUGGCUAUAUUGCGGAAGUCCUCAUCAAGGCCGGUGCAACAAUCCCACACAUUUCGCAGUGGCCAGGGACUGGGCGCGUGUACAAGGUGUUGCGUAAGGCCGUCUCGGAACGCACUAAUGUCAAGCUGCCGGAUCUGAGGAACUUUCAACACAUGAGCCUGGCGGAACGCAAGGAUAUACAGUAUUAG
Alternaria hordeiaustralica is the source of this 1377-nucleotide messenger RNA. RefSeq lists its product as uncharacterized. Bases 1 to 1377 code for a protein of 458 amino acids. The record is from RefSeq and is a predicted model, not a curated record. NCBI's taxonomy places the organism in Eukaryota, Fungi, Ascomycota, Dothideomycetes, Pleosporales, Pleosporaceae. The transcript has a single exon.